AUGGCUCCCUCCGACCGUCUCAAUCAGGUCAAUGAACACCUCAACUACCCAGCCGGUCUACUAGCAGGUCAAGUCGCCAUAAUCACCGGCGCAGGCCAAGGCAUCGGCGCCGAAGCAGCCCGACUCUUCGCCAACGAAGGCGCAAAAGUUGUAGUCGCCGAUAUUGAUGCCGCGAAAGCCAACUCCGUCGCCGACGGAAUCAACGCUGCAAAGCCCGGCCGAGCCCUCGCCGUCGUCGGCGACGUCCUCGACAGCAACUAUAUAACCGACCUCGUAAAGAAAACCGCCGAGUUCGGCAACGGCAAGAUCCACAUUAUCGUGAACAAUGCCGGGUUCACGUGGGAUGGCGUUAUUCACAAAAUGACAGACAAGCAAUGGGAAACCAUGCUAGCGGUCCAUAAUACAGCCCCGUUCCAGCUUGUGCGCGCUGCAGCUCCGUAUUUCCGCGUGAAGGAUAAGGAGCCGCGCGUUGUGAUCAACAUCAGCAGUACAAGCGGCAUCCACGGUAAUGCUGGACAAGCCAAUUAUGCAGUUGCGAAGGCUGGUGUCGUCGGGCUGACACGUACGAUUGCGAAAGAAUGGGGACCGGCGUUCGGGGUGCGGUCGAAUACUAUUGCGUUUGGGUUUGUGACGACGCGUUUGACGGCUGCCAAGGAAGGAGGUGCUUUUAUUACCACGCCUGAUGGGACGAAGGUUCCGUUGGGAAUUCCUGGGAAGCAGCUUACGGUUAAGACGGGCGCUGCAGUGGAGGGUAAGAAGGAGGCUGUUGCUUAUCCUGAUAUUCCGCUGGGUAGGCCUGCGUCGCCUGUUGAGGCUGCAAGGGCGAUUGUGGGUGUUGCGUCGCCUUGGUUCUCUUAUGUUAAUGGGGAGACGAUUCGGGUUACUGGUGGGCGGAAUAUGUAG
Messenger RNA from Penicillium griseofulvum, 903 nucleotides. Its product is annotated as SDR family NAD(P)-dependent oxidoreductase. Lineage: Eukaryota; Fungi; Ascomycota; Eurotiomycetes; Eurotiales; Aspergillaceae. The transcript has 4 exons. The record is from RefSeq and is a predicted model, not a curated record. Bases 1 to 903 code for a protein of 300 amino acids. Gene Ontology annotation, molecular function: oxidoreductase activity, acting on the CH-OH group of donors, NAD or NADP as acceptor.